Messenger RNA from Hypomesus transpacificus, 2584 nucleotides. It is a transcript of the gene dglucy, whose product is annotated as D-glutamate cyclase. The record is from RefSeq and is a predicted model, not a curated record. Gene Ontology annotation, molecular function: D-glutamate cyclase activity. The transcript is spliced from 13 exons. Bases 178 to 1971 code for a protein of 597 amino acids. Lineage: Eukaryota; Metazoa; Chordata; Actinopteri; Osmeriformes; Osmeridae. Gene Ontology annotation, biological process: glutamate metabolic process.
CUCCAAAACAGUUUUUUUGGUUAUCGCGAGAAGAUAUUUCCAACAAUCAAAACAGGCUCUGACCAAACUACUUGAUGAAGGCCUGGAGUGGGAUGUUGUUCCCUGCUCUGAAAGGUGUGAGCAGACUGCUUCCUCAGACGACCUGGGAGGCACUGGGGCAGAACUUCCUCCUCCACCAUGGACUCAGGAUAUCUGCAGGCCAAUGUGGUCAUAUUGCCCAGCAGCCUCGCUGAUGACUUUGAAGCAUUCUGCCGGGCUAACCCCGCACCCCUGCCUCUCCUCCACCGCAGCCCACCGGGAGACUGGGGCUGCCCACCGCUCGCGAACCAAGCAGACAUCAGGACCGACUGUCCCCAGUACACCGUGUACGAGGGCGGCGUUCUGGCCUGCAGGGUAUCCAGUCUGCAGCCGUACGCACUGCAGCUGCAGCAGAUGGUCAGCUUCUACCUGGGCUGCAGCUUCAGCUUUGAGAGGAGCCUGCAGGCAGCUGGGGUCCCUGUCCGCAACAUUCAACAGCAUCGCAACGUGUCCAUGUACAGGACGUCCCUGCUGUGUGCAGGUGGGGGGGCGUUCCAGUGCCCUCUGGUGGUGACUAUGAGACCUGUUCCUGCAGACAAGCUGGACCUUGUGGCCCAGUGCACACACCUCACCCCCCAGGCCCAUGGGGCGCCAAUACACAUAGGAGAACCCGCUCUGCUGGGUAUUCAGGAUGUGAGUAAGCCAGCCUAUGGGGACAGUGUGGAGGCGGAGCCUGGUGACGUGACAGUGUUCUGGGCCUGUGGCAUUACAGGAGUAGAGGCGGUGCUUAGCUGCAAGCCCUCCCUAGCAUUCACCCACUCCCCAGGGUCCAUGUUCAUCACCGACCUGCCUGACCCCUCCUCCUCCGACCCCCCCACGACCCCCCAGUUGGAUCAAUCCCCACUCACCUUCCUCAUCUCCCAGCAGCCUCUGCUCUACAGCAUGGCGGCAGGGGCAGCGGUUCAACGUAUACGCACCCUGGAGAGACUGAUAGGGGAGGAUCCAGGCCUGAGGGGGAUCCAGGUGUUGUUCAAUCAGGACGAGCUGCUGCGCUCCUGCCUGUCUCUCUCCCACUCCUCCUCCGUUCUGAUCACCACCGGCUUCCCCACACACCACACCCUGAACCCCCCCGACGAGACCGACGGCCCCCCGGGAGCCAUCGCCAUGGCAGCCACCCUCCUGGCCCUCGGCAAGCAGGUCACCAUGGUGACGGAUCAGCGCGCCUUGGACAUGAACGAAGCGAUUGUGGAGGAGGCGGUGAGGAGAGGGGUGAUCAAGACUGCCUUCCCAUUGGUCACUUUCCAGAACACCGGCCCAGAGUCGGCCAUACAUUUCCUGUGUCAUGAUGGAGACCCAACCAGACCAAGGUAUGACCACCUGGUGGCGAUAGAGCGCAGCGGUCGCGCUGCAGACGGGAACUAUUACAACAUGAGAGGAAUCAACAUCAAACACCUGGUCGACCCCGUAGACGACCUGUUCAUAGCUGCCAGCAACAUCCCUGGCAUCAUCACCACAGGUAUUGGUGAUGGGGGUAACGAGCUGGGCAUGGGGAAGGUUAAGGAGGCGGUUCGGGCACACAUGCCGAACGGACCGCUGAUCGCCUGUGACGUGGACGCAGAUUUCGCCAUCACUGCAGGAGUGUCUAACUGGGGAGGCUACGCGGUGGCCCACGGCCUCUACAUCCUCAGCCUCUGUCCCAUCCACCAGCGCUACCUCCACAAGGGUCUGGAACCAACACCCUCCCCCACCCACACCCAGGGCCUUGAGAGCAGCCUGCCCUCCGUAGCUAAGGAGGAGGAGAUGUUGGCAAUCCUGGUCAAGUUUGGCGUGCGCAGCGGGAAGACAGCCACUCUGGGAAUGGAGGUGGACGGGUUGACCUUCCACCCCACGCACUCUGACCUUAUCGCCCGCCUACGCGACUGCACCCUCACACACACGAAGACACAAACCUAACACACACACUCUAUAUACAUGUGUGAGAAUGUGUCUACUGAUGUCUGAUGUGUGUGUGUGUGUGUGUGUGUGAAACAGUAGAAGACUCAGAGCAGCAAUCAGCAAGUGCUAAAAGUGAAGUUUAGAGAGAUAUUUUCAUCAAGAUGAUUGGACCAAAAUACUGACACACCACUCAUACAUUCACACACUGAGUGCCUGUGGUUGAUGAUGUUAUUUCCUGUUUUUUCUGUCUGACCUUGAUGCAAGGGAGCAACGCAGUGCAUUGUGGGAGUAUAGGAAGUGAGUGAUUGGGGAAGAGGGCCUUAGUCUCAGACCUUGAUUCUCUUGCUUGUUAAGAUCAUCUUGCCACCUCCUCCUCUAGCCUAAAGGUUAUUGCAUGUGUGUGUGGGUGUGUGAGAGGGAGAGAUGCUGCCUUGGUUACCUUUCACCAUUUUUCCUUCACCACGAGUGAGUGGGCAAGCACUUAAAAAGAACAACCUGUAAUCUAUCACACACACACAAUCAACACACUCACACUCAUACUCACACGCAAUUGACAAACACACGCCUGGAUCAUGACACUGUGCGGUAAUCCAGAUUGUGAUUCAGUAAUAAAACAGAGAUUGUGAAUGUG